GAUAAGCAGAGAGGACUUGUAUGGUGGUGUGUGGCAUGUCAAGAUGUUUACUGUUCAACUUCUUUCCUUUUACUUCUCCAAACUCCAGGAGGACCCCACCAAGAAGGUGGACAGGUUUCUGUACUCCAUGCGUCUCCAUGACGACCAGCUGAGAGACAUCUCAGCUCGUUUCCUAGGUGAAAUGACUAAGGGGCUCUCAUCUGAAAGCAACGCCACGGCAACAGUUAAGAUGCUGCCCACGCAUGUCCGUUCCACGCCUGAUGGAUCAGAAAAAGGGGAGUUCCUUGCGUUGGAUCUGGGAGGCUCCAAGUUUAAGGUGCUCCAGGUUAAAGUGAGAGAGGAGGCAGGGAAAAACAGUAGAAGAGUGGAGAUGGAGGAGCAAACCUACCCCAUGCCAAAGGAGCUGCUUUUUGGGAAGGGAGUAGAGUUGUUUGACCAUGUGUCCGAAUGUCUUAAGGACUUUCUCCAUCAGAAGAACAUCAGCCUGGACAAGAAACAUCCUCUGGGCUUCACCUUCUCCUUCCCCUGUCAGCAGACAGCCCUGAACCAGGGAAUAUUAAUAAACUGGAGUAAAAACUUCCGGGCCCGGGGCCUCCAGGGGAAAGAUGUGGUUCAGGCCCUCAGACAGGCUAUCAACAGAACUGGGGAUAUGGAUGUGGAUGUGUUGGCUCUGGUUAAUGAUACGGUGGGAACAAUGAUGACCUGUGGUUUUGAUGACCAGCAUUGUGAAGUGGGACUCAUCAUUGGCACAGGUACCAAUGCGUGCUACAUGGAGCAGCUGUGUCACAUUGGCCUGGUGGAGGGAGACGAGGGCAGGAUGUGUGUGAACACUGAGUGGGGGGCCUUCGGAGAUGAUGGGGCACUGGACGAUUAUAUCACUGAGUUUGACAGGGAAAUUGAUGCCGCCUCCACCAACCCAGGAAAACAGCUCUUUGAGAAGCUGAUUGGCGGCCUAUAUUUGGGGGAGCUGGUAAGGCUGAUUGUAUUAAAGAUGACUAAACUUGAACUGCUGUUUAAUGGGAAUGCUUCCAGUGCCCUGAAGGUCAAAGGGAAAAUAACCACAGCACAUGUAGCAGCUAUGGAAGAGUACAAAAAUGGUCUGAGGAACACCAGAGACAUUCUUCUCAACCUCGGUUUGACUCCAUCGCAUGAUGACUGCAUUGCCGUUCAACAGGUCAGCACUGUUGUCUCCUUCAGAUCCUCAAACCUGGUGGCAGCAGGGCUGGCUGCCAUCUUGAAUCGCAUCAGACAAAAUAGGAAGUUGAAGACGUUAAAGAUCACAGUCGGCGUGGAUGGCACAUUGUACAGAACACACCCACAGUAUGCUAAACGCCUCCACAAGGUGGUACGUCGGUUGGUUCCCGAUUGUCAUGUCCGAUUCAUCCUAUCAGAGAGCGGCAGCAGCAAGGGAGCCGCCGUGGUAACAGCGGUUGCCCAGCGAUUGGCAUCACAGAGACGACAGGUGGAAGAGACCCUAUCGCCUUUUAGACUGAGCCAAGAGCAACUUGGAUUGGUCAAGGUCAGGAUGAGGGCAGGGCUAGAUGCAGGGCUAAGGAAUGUCAGCGCUCCUGUAAAGAUGCUGCCCGCAUUCGUGUACCGAACCCCUGAUGGCACAGAGCAUGGAACAUACCUAGCCUUAGAUUUGGGUGGAACCAACUUCAGAGUUCUACUGGUGAAGAUCUACAGUGGUCUGCGUCGCUCUGUACGACUCUACAAUAAGAUCUACUCAAUACCACUGGAGAUAAUGCAAGGAACAGGCGAGGAGUUGUUUGACCACAUAGUGCAGUGUAUCAGCGACUUUCUGGACUACAUGGGGAUGAAGAAUGUUCAUCUUCCUCUGGGCUUCACCUUCUCCUUCCCUUGCAAGCAGUCUGGUAUUAAUACGGGUACAUUGGUUAGCUGGACCAAAGGCUUCAAGGCCACAGGCUGCGAAGGAAAUGAUGUCAUUGAUAUGCUGAGGGAUGCCAUCAAGAGACGCAAUGAAUUUGACAUGGACAUUGAGGCGAUAAUCAACGAUACUGUUGGGACUAUGAUGAGCUGUGCCUACGAAGACCCACAGUGUGAGAUUGGACUGAUAGCUGGGACAGGCAGUAAUGUCUGUUACAUGGAGGAACUGAGGAACAUUAAGAAGAUUGCCACAGAAGAGGGAAGUAUGGAGGGAGGUGAGAAAAAAGAGCAGGAGGAGUGGAGAGCAGAGGGAGUGGAGAAGAAGGAAGAUAAGGGGAUGGAGGGAGAAGGGAAGCAGGGGAAUGGAGAGAGGAAGAGGAUGUGUGUAAACACAGAGUGGGGGGGUCUAGGCGAGGAUGGUUGUCUUGAUGACAUCAUCACUCACUAUGACAUAGAGGUGGACCAAGCAUCACUCAACCAUGGGAAACAGAGGUUUGAAAAGUUGACCAGUGGGCUAUAUUUAGGAGAAAUCGUACGUCAUGUCCUACUGGAUUUAACCAGAAGAGGGUUGCUGUUCAGAGGAUAUGUCACUGAAGCUUUAAAAACACCUGGAAUAUUUGAAACCAAAUACCUGUCAUACAUAGAGAGUGACCACCUGGCCCUACUGCAGGUCAGAGCCAUUCUACAAAAGCUGGGACUUGACAGCACCUGUGAUGACAGCAUCAUAGUAAAAGAGGUAUGUGAAACAGUUUCACAUCGUGCUGCUCAGCUGUGUGGAGCAGGACUGGCGGCUGUGGUUGAUAAGAUCAGAGAAAACCGUGGACUGGAGCAUCUGGACAUCACUGUAGGGGUGGAUGGAACGCUGUACAAACUACAUCCACAUUUCGCUAGGGUCCUGCAGGCGACAGUCAGGGAGUUGGCUCCUCAGUGUUGUGUGACUUUCGUCCUGUCAGAAGAAGGUAGUGGGAAAGGUGCUGCCCUCAUCACUGCGGUGGCCAUACAGCAGAAGGUGGAAAUAUAAGUACCUGGAAUUACAAACUUGAUAGCUAUCCAAUUACCCCAAAUGACAGUUACUGUCAUUACAGUGUGUGAUGCAGAUGUUAUGGCCACAUGGGAGCAUCAAAUUCGAAAUGACAAAGCCCUGUGCUUUUGAUAGGACAGUGAAGUUUGUCCAACAAAUGAUCGAGUUGACAUCUGCUCUCCUGCAUGCUAAAUGUCUGUUUCAUAAAUAAAAUGUGUCUGCUAAAUGGGUUUAUAUUUCAAUGCAGUUGAGUCCCGGGGAGUAAAAUGUCUUUCUCUCCCUGGAUUGGAAAGUUUUAAGAACCCCUAGUUUAGAGAGUUGAAGGCAAAAUAUGUACAUCAGUGAUACAUUAGAGUCAACAGUUCAGAUGUUCCCUUUCUGAAUAUCACUGUAUACACAUGACCAUUCUGGCAAAACCUAUCAGUUCAAGGUGCAAGAUUUAUCCGAUGGGACUUUUAAGAUGCACAGACCGCCUUCAAGUCAAAAUAGGGGAGUGAAAUCCCAUCUUCCAUCAGAACUGCAGACUAACUUAAUUCAAGAAAGGCCUAAAAAAUUUCCCCUUUUCAGACAUACCAUAAUCCAUAGAUGGUCUCUAAGUAGGACUGUUAUACUGAUUUGUGGAAUUGUCCAACUAAGUUUUAAUUUGAAUUUCUUACUAUUAUUACUUGCGUCACUGCCGGUUGUCUCCCUUUUGAACACUUUAACUAUUUGCAUUUGACAUGACAUGAAUUGUUAACGCUGAUAUGCAUGUGAUACUGAUUUAUGAAAUUGUUCUGCUGAUUUGUAGUUUGAAUCCCCUAUUACUCACAUCACUAUUGGUAAUCUACCUGCUGUGCCUGUACUAAUGACAUUUGACAUGCACUCUCACCCAUGAUAUGAUUACUGAUUGUGCUGUAAGAUGCCUGUAGAUUGCCACAUGAAUAUAUCUGGUAAUCGCUGUCUCUUGUAAGUCACUUUGAAAACGUGUCUGCUAAAAAUGUAAAAUGCAUUCGGUGGGAAAAGUACAACCCUUUCGGCUGUGGGACGAUAUAGAUCCAGACCUGACAUCGCAACACAUCAACAUGGGAAGCAUUAUUACUGGUGAAGCUUGCUAGUAUCACAAAUGGUGGAAUGAUAAUAUUGUAUUAAUUAAUUAAUUAAGCGCUUACACUUUGAUAAAAAGCUGUUUUUGUCCAUGUUAAGCAUGUAUCACUUACUACUGUAAUGGAAAAAUUAAUGUGGCGGGGGGGGGCUUACAGUUGCACUGAUCUCGCUCAAGUCAGUGUGAUUGGCUGGAAACGGGUUUAAAUGUGACUGCCCCCCGCCCCCAGGAAGACUCAGACCAGAGCCUGGCAUCCGGAGGGUUCCAUGUCCCCACUUGCCACAUUCAAUUUUUGUUAUCUCUUGAAUACUGUUUGUAAUAUUUAAAUGAUGUCACUCUAUACAGUAUGUGGUCUUAUGCAGAAAAUGAGUUCAAACAGGACCCGUGUCUCUACUGCUGGACCCUACCAUUCACACACUGACCUCUAAGAAUGUAUUGGUUACUUUUUUUUUCGAUGUUUAUUUAUCAGCGAUCUCCAUCUUGUCCCCCAUUCGAAAAUGAAAGGUAUCCGUCUUAAUAAUAAUUAAUUAAAAAGACACCCCAUGCAGCGCUUACAUGGUUUUAGGUGUUAGAAUUACCCAGUUUCCCCUUGGGGAUGAAUAAAUUAUUCGGAUUCUUAUUGAUUCUGAUUCUGAGAAUUACCGUUCCUGAGCCUCUCCCCCCUGCCCCCCUUAACAUGGCUGAGUUUACGUGUUGUCCUGUAUUCAUUUUCUUUCUGUUGCCCAAAUUCUUCUGUAUUUGAAGUCUGUAUGGCCAUUUUGCACGGAAUGAGAUACUAUAAAUGAUAUUAUUGAUAAGUGCCUACUUUCAGCAAGAUCAUCCC
Lampris incognitus (smalleye Pacific opah) is the source of this 4812-nucleotide messenger RNA. RefSeq names its product hexokinase HKDC1-like. Gene Ontology annotation, biological process: intracellular glucose homeostasis; glycolytic process; glucose 6-phosphate metabolic process. The transcript has 21 exons. Gene Ontology annotation, molecular function: fructokinase activity; mannokinase activity; D-glucose binding. NCBI's taxonomy places the organism in Eukaryota, Metazoa, Chordata, Actinopteri, Lampriformes, Lampridae. The record is from RefSeq and is a predicted model, not a curated record. Gene Ontology annotation, cellular component: mitochondrion; cytosol. The coding region runs from base 44 to 2908 and encodes 954 amino acids.